UAUAUGAGAUGAAGGAGGUGAUAUCGAAAGGCGGAGAGAGAAAGAGAAAGAGAUGGGUUGCAUCGUGAAUCUCAACGGCGCAGCAGCCGCAUCACUUCGUUUGCCCACUCCGACUGAAGGCGACAAGAAGGAGCGUGGAUUUUGUUGUUUUCCCCGACGCCACCGUCGCCAUCAUCAGUUCCGACCUCCUUCCGCUCCAACCGCUACCAAUUCCCGUUCCCAUUCUCUGACCGUCACCAAUGAAGCGCUCAAUGUUAUGAUUUCUGGGGCUCCCGCUUCUGGCAAAGGCACUCAGUGCCACCUCAUCGCCGACAAGUACGGUUUGGUGCAUAUUGCUGCUGGAGAUUUACUUAGGGCAGAAAUUGCCACAGGAAGUGAAAAUGGAAAGCGAGCCAAGCAGUAUAUGGAGCAGGGGCAGUUGGUCCCUGACGAAAUUGUUGUCAUGAUGGUCAAGGAUCGUCUCUUGAAACCAGAUUCUAAAGAACGUGGUUGGCUUUUGGAUGGUUAUCCCAGGAGCUUGUCUCAGGCCACUGCACUGAAGGGAUUUGGGUUUGAGCCUCAUACUUUUCUUCUUCUAGAGGUUUCUGAAGAUUUGCUUGUGGAGAGAGUAGUUGGACGGAGACUAGAUCCUGUUACUGGGAAGAUAUAUCACUUGAAGUAUUCUCCUCCAGAGACAGAAGAAAUAGCUGCAAGGCUUACCCAACGCUUUGAUGAUACUGAAGAAAAGGUGAAGUUGCGAUUGAACACCCAUCAUCAAAAUGUGGAGUCCGUCCUUGCCCUGUAUAAAGAUAUAACUGUUAAGAUUAAUGGAAAUGUCUCAAAGGAGGAAGUAUUUGCUCAAAUUGAUAGUGUACUGACAAGUCUUGUAGAGCAAAGGAAGGCUGCUUCAGGAUCUGUGGCAGCAUAGAAAUCCAUCUUUUGACUUUUUCGUAUAGCAUGGAGCAUUGGUGGUGAUAGUAGAUUCGAUGUUAUUUAUUUAGUCAUAAGAGUCUUCAUUCAAAUUUCUCGUGAAGAUUAUCUCACGGCUUUAUACCACUCCAUUUGGAAAGCAGUGUGAUGAUUGGUUUGGACCAUGAACGAGGACCUGUGGCAGUGUAGUGCGCAGAAUAUUUUCCAAGUGUUUUUUUUUUUUUUUUUGAGAAAUGAUUACCAUAAAAUCGAUUUCAUGUAAUGGCUAGCUUAUAAAUGGAGGAUUUUGUGAAUUAUCA
Molecule: messenger RNA, 1208 nt
Organism: Vigna umbellata (rice bean)
Lineage: Eukaryota; Viridiplantae; Streptophyta; Magnoliopsida; Fabales; Fabaceae
Gene: AMK2
Product: adenosine monophosphate kinase
Biological process (GO): nucleobase-containing compound metabolic process
Molecular function (GO): AMP kinase activity; ATP binding
Source: RefSeq, a predicted model, not a curated record